GAAAGGAUUCGAAGAGGAGAUAACCAAUCGAAUGAUCUGUUUCAAUAUCCCGAAAAAACAAAUGAAGAUAACGACGAAUUUCUCGAAAACGUUGGACUUCUAUUUAAUGAGUCAAACGAAGAUCAAUUGGAAAGAAUUCGCAAUUGGAUAAACAUCAAUAGUAAACCAUCGGAG
Messenger RNA from Paraglomus brasilianum, 174 nucleotides. The record is from the annotation of a GenBank genome assembly. Lineage: Eukaryota; Fungi; Glomeromycota; Glomeromycetes; Paraglomerales; Paraglomeraceae.